GUCACUUCCUGUGCUGAGUGAUCUCUAUGGUGACUGACUGACUGCUGAGAGGAGACUAGUGCGGUUUGCAGUAGUUUGUUUAGUUAUUUAGUUAGUGAGAGAUUACUCAUCAUGGCCAAAAGUGAUGGUUACUCGUAUUUCAGGAGAUCCAGUCUGUUCUGGAUGGUGACCGUGACGAUUUCUUUGAGUUUUUACACGUGGACGGUGUUUUGGCCUCAGGACGUCCCGUAUGGCAGUCUGGGUCCUCUCGGUGCUCUGGCCAAGCAUUUGGUGGACAAUCAUUAUCCAGUGCUGUAUUACGGAUGGUUUCUGACGUGGGCCAUCCAUUUGUUUGAGGCUCUUUUUGCACUGAAGAUCUGCAGUGAUAAAGGCAUCGACAGCACGUCCACACGUUUGCUGUGGUUCGCUCAGACGUUCCUGUUUGGUUUCGCGUCUCUGGGUCUUCUGCUCAAAUACAAGCCCGACGGCCGCUCCAAACGCCAGUGACAGAAACCACAGUCGGACUCCGGAGCUCAUUUCCCAGCAGGACACUGAUCUUUAUAUUCCAGAGGAUAUAUCAAGCAGCAGGUUAUAUUUGAACAGUCACAUCCACCUCACUGAUUCUAGAACAGCCUAACGCUGAAGGCUAAAUGUCACAUCCGAGGCCUUGUUUACAUGAUCUUAAGCUCUGUCAGCAGCAUUAGUGACAUAAUGCCUGUCACCACAGAAAAUCACUUCAACUCACACCUCAGUGCAGGUACAGUCAGACACGCACAGUGCAAAAUACAAACUGUUAUACAUGAAGUAGACUGAAGAGAGCCCUCUAUAUAAGCUAUAAUAUUUAUUCUGGCACACUGAACUUAUUUUCAUUCUGUUUUUACACAGAACACUUUACCCAUGAUUUACUGGUGAUGUUAUUCCCAGUUCGAAUUUGCCUGUAUUUUUAAAAAGGUCCUGCUCACACAUGAUCUCUUAACGGUAAUUUACCAGUAAAUGCUACAUGUGUGAAUAGGGCUUAUGAAUAUGUGUACCGCACACGCUCACCAGAAAAGCAAAGCCCACUCAAAUGCAGACAGGACAUUUCUAUGUAGUCUACUUGUCCCUGUUUGCACCUCACUACUGUGCUGUGACAUUGUGUAGUACAGCUGUAUUGUACAACGCUGGUAAAAUGACACCACCCUCUUGUGACGCUAUGAUGUGCUCACAUACUCUGAUAAUAAGAGCUUUGUAGGACAUUUCAUUAUUUGGAUAAUUAAAAAAUAGUUAAAUCUGAUUCUGUUGCAUAUAAAUAAAUAAAAUUAUAGAUUGAUAUUUAAUAUUAAUAUAUUUUAUGUCCAGUUGUAUUGUUUUACUUUCAAUAAAAGAGUGGUUGUAUUAUCAUUAAAAUUAUUGAGUUAUUGAUCCUUACAAAAUUAUUUUAUAUUAUUUAAUAAAAUAAUAAGUAAUUAUUAAAAAGCAUGUACAGUUUCCGUUUUUCGGCCGAAUGCAUCUAGAGUUUCCAGUUUUGGUUUUUAGAAUUUUUUUAUGCCGUGGUUACCAGUGUUGGGGGUAACGCAUUACAAGUAAUGCCAGUUACGUAAUAAGAUUACUUUUUUCAAGUAACUAGUAAAGUAAUGCAUUACUUUUUAAUUUAAUAAAGAAAAUCUAAUAGAUCUGAUAAAUUUUAAUAUAAUAAAGAAAACAUCUGAGUUACUUUUUCAAAUAAGUUUAUGUUUUCCUAUUUAUUGACUGACAGCUCUCCUGUUUCCAUGUCAAGUGAAAUCAUAAGAGGAAUCAUAAGAAAUCAUACAGAGGUGUUGUGCACUGUGUAAACAUGAUGUUAGUGUGGUUCUAGAGUGACUGUGAACAUGCAUUAAUUCAUCUCACUCACAAAAAAACCUGAUUCAGUAUUCAUCAAAAUGAAUUAAAACAGUGAAAUGCAAAAUCAGAAUGAGGCAAACCUGCAGUAAUUAAAUAUGUUAAAUAACACAGAUGUAUUUAAUCUCAUUUUAUUAACCAGUGUCUUUGCUGCUGACCUUUAAAGAUCCAGUUCAACCAUAUUAAUAAGCAAAAAUGACUUUAACUAACAUGUGUGCUUCAUUGUUUUUUGUUUAUUGCUAAAGAUUGUUGAACCGUCUUCUCCUGCGUUCUACUGUACAGGUGUGAUUUUACUUCAAGCUGAUUUAUUUUGCUUUUCAGCAUGAAAGGGCUUUUACAGUUGCUAAAAUAAAACUUUUUAUAUUAAAAACAAACAAGCAAGCCCACCCAGAUUUAAAAUGUAACGCAAAAGUAAAGCAAAAGUAACAACACAUUACUUUCUAUAAAAAAGUAACGAAAUAAUGUAAUUAGUUACUUUUCUAGGGAGUAAUGCAAAAUUGUAAUGCAUUACUUAAAAAAAAAAAAAAAAAAAAAAAAAAGUAACUUGCCCCAAUUCUGGUGGUUACAAUUAUUCAUAUGACAGUACAAUGCAUUAUAAGGUGCCUUACAAGGCAUAAUUAAUGCAUAAAUAAUACUUUAACAAUGCAUUAUAUAAAAAAAGGUUUCAAAAAAUGUGUUACUGUGUGGUUUUAUAAAAGUACUUUUGUUUUUAACAUUGAAAUUGUUUUACAUUGUACAUUCUGCUGUAACAAUGAGGGAGAAAUUAAAAAAAAUUAAUUCAUUUUUUUAAUCCUAAAUUAUUCUAAUUAAUGCUGAGCUCCUGGUUGAGAACCACUGAUUAAGACACUUUACAGCUCAAAUACAUUUUAAAGUAAGAAUUCAUGAGCUUGAACAAAAACACAAGUGUACCGUAGUAUUUAGUGCUGCUGGAAACGUGAGUCUGGUGAUUUUCUGUGAUUUACCUCAAACGCUGUUACUAGAGCUGAAGAUGUACUGAACACAGAACAUUCCUCUAACAGUGUUUCUCGACCGCUGCAGGUUUAGAAACACUGCUGUAAGUGCAGUUGGUUAUUUUUGACACAGUAGAUUGUUGGACUCAAACACAUUCCUGAGGAAGAACUGCAGUGUGUACAGCAUUCAGACUCCAGUCUCUGUGUUUCUCUGCUGGAGUGUGUGUGAUAUGACGUGAUUUACAGAUCAAGAUGAUGCAGUGUUUAGUGCUGCUCAGUGUUUAAAUGAAUUGGAAAUAAACUGAUUUGACAAAAUAGA
Molecule: messenger RNA, 3105 nt
Organism: Labeo rohita (rohu)
Lineage: Eukaryota; Metazoa; Chordata; Actinopteri; Cypriniformes; Cyprinidae
Product: transmembrane protein 254
Exons: 4
Coding region: 112-486 (124 amino acids)
Source: RefSeq, a predicted model, not a curated record